Triticum dicoccoides is the source of this 2501-nucleotide messenger RNA. Its product is annotated as mitogen-activated protein kinase kinase kinase 3-like. Lineage: Eukaryota; Viridiplantae; Streptophyta; Magnoliopsida; Poales; Poaceae. The record is from RefSeq and is a predicted model, not a curated record. Gene Ontology annotation, biological process: protein phosphorylation; MAPK cascade. The transcript has 9 exons. Bases 388 to 1959 code for a protein of 523 amino acids. Gene Ontology annotation, cellular component: cytoplasm. Gene Ontology annotation, molecular function: ATP binding; MAP kinase kinase kinase activity.
CUGUGCUCAGCUGCUCGUCCAUUCUUGCGUCGCGGUGCAGCAGAUUGGGGCACGACCUGCUCCUCCCCUCCCUCCCGCCGCCGCGUUGACGCACGGCGCACCCACGGCCGGUCCGAUCGCCGGCACGGGCACGGCCCCCUCGCCGUCGCAAACACACGUGCGCGCGCUGCGCACAGCGACUCCCACCUUCCCGACAGAGCAAGCGGCGAACAGAGGAGAAGCCCACCAAGUCAGAGGCACGGCCGGGUCGCCGUCGCACUAACCCCCGCCCGGGUCAAACCCCGUCCCCCUACACCGCGGACGCGUCUCCGUCUCUCGCUCCCUCCCCUCCCCUCCCCUCCGCUCCGCUCGCGCUGCUCUGCUCGGCCCGGCUCGCGCCCGCCACCGAUGGGCACGCCGCAGCGCCCGCGCCCGCGGCAGCUGGCGCGCACCAACGCCAUGCGGAACUCCUCCUACUCCGCGGACGCCGGCGCCGACGGCGACGACGCCCUCGCGGCCUACGGCCGCAUCCAGCUCAGCGUCGACCGCGCGGCCCGCGCCUCCCCUGGCGCCAGGGCCGGGUACGCGUCGCAGACCAGCUUCCGCAUCCACGGCGGCCGCGGCGGCGGGGAGGAGGUCGCCGAGCUCUUCCGCCAGCUCGGCCUCUCCGGCCCCGAGGACUUCGCCAUCCCGCCGGCCGUCUACGCCGCCGCCAACGCCGCCCGCCGCGCCGCCUCGCUCGAGGAGUCGUCCCCUGCGGCGUCGCCGUCGGGGGUUCCUGAAAUUUCGGGACGCGACGUCGUCGUCGCCUCUAGGUUGCAGCCAGCCGGCGACGGGGAGGAAGCUGGGUUGGCCACCGAAUUGGUCCAAUCGGAGACCAUACAAGUUUCAGCAAAAUCAUAUCAACGACCAUGGGCCGAAUCCAAAGCCAUAUUGGUCGAAUCAGAGAGAGUGGAGACCUCUACACGAGAGGUCACUGCUGUGUCUGAGCCGGAGAAUGCAGGUGAAGGGAAGGGGAAUGACAAAUUGGCCAAAGUGGAAAUAUCACGAGAGGAGAGGACAAGAGAAGUGGUUGUGGAGGCCACAAGGGAGAAGGCCACUGGUGCCCUGGCUCUCGUUGUUGCAGAGUCCAAUUCAUGUGACAUCGAGCAUUUGGUCUCGCCGUCGCCGAACAGGCGGUUUAGGAGAACCAUCACAUCUUGGAUCAAGGGAGGGCAUAUCGGAAGCGGAUCAUUCGGGUCAGUCUACGAGGCGAUCAGCGAUGAUGGGUUUUUCUUUGCUGUCAAGGAAGUGUCAUUGAUUGACCAAGGAAUCAAUGCAAAACAGCGCAUCGUCCAGCUUGAGCAUGAGGUAUCCCUCUUGAGUCGUUUGGAGCAUGACAAUAUUGUUCAGUAUUAUGGAACAGACAAGGAAGAUGGCAAAUUGUAUAUUUUUCUUGAACUUGUGACCCAAGGCUCUUUGGCUGCUUUAUAUCAAAAAUAUUGUUUACAAGAUUCACAAGUAUCAGCAUAUACAAGGCAGAUUUUGAAUGGUUUGAACUAUCUACAUCAGCGAAAUGUGCUGCACAGGGACAUCAAAUGUGCAAAUAUUCUAGUUGAUGCAAAUGGUUUGGUCAAAUUGGCAGAUUUUGGGCUUGCGAAGGAGAUGUCAAUUUUGAGCCAAGCAAGAUCUAGCAAGGGAACUGUCUUCUGGAUGGCCCCUGAGGUUGCUAAGGCUAAGCCACAUGGACCUCCAGCAGAUAUAUGGAGUCUUGGCUGCACAGUUUUGGAGAUGCUGACCGGCAAAGUUCCAUACCCUGAUAUGGAAUGGACACAUGCUUUGCUCAAAAUUGGUAGGGGAAUACCACCAAAAAUUCCCAAUACGUUAUCAGAAGAUGCCCGGGAUUUCAUAGCAAAGUGUGUUCAAGCAAACCAAAAGGACCGGCCAUCUGCUGCUCAGCUGUUGGAGCACCCUUUUGUGAAGAGACCACUGCAACAUUAAGGUGUGCGAUGUGCAUAUUGCUAACACAUUUGCUUGUACAUAAGCUGGUUUUAAUUUCGCAUGUGGAAAGGUGUGGGUGAUACCGAGGAGUGAAGAUGAUCCUACAACCCAAAAGUGUUCCUUGUUCACGCUCCCGCUUUAAUUGUUUCCUGGAGAUUUCAGCAUUGAGAUAGCUAGCUUCCAACAUGAGAAGCACCUAUUGGCAUUCGGUUGAAAGGUAGCUCAGCAACAUGAGUGAGAUAUGUUUACUUAAGAAGUACUCCAUCCGUCCCAUAAUAUAAGAACAUUUUUUAUACUAUAUAAGAGCGUUUUUUAUACUACUAGUAUCAAAAACGCUCUUAUAUUAUGGGACGGAGGGAGUACCUUGCUGGCUGACAGGAUUUGUUUCUCAUGGAGCCCGUAGCCUAGUCUCAGUGUGUGGAAUGAAAGAUGUGCAGUGUGGAGUGCCAAGUGCUCACACAACAGUUCACUUUCCGACCGUGCUUACAUCACACCUGUACAGUUCACAUUCUGUUGCCAAUGCAAACUGAUCGUAUUGUCCA